AUGCACCCGCUCACAGCCACGGCAUCAUCAUCGCUAUCCCUGAGCCCCGGGAACUACAUCUACGCCAUCACGUCCACGUCCUCGGGGUCGCUGGCGGCUAUCUCAUCGGAUGACUCGCUGCGAGUCUUUGACGCCGCGAGUCUUGACCGCGUCACGGUUCUUGCAGCCCAGACGCAUGGGGCGGGGGGUGUGACGGCGCUGCGGACGUAUGGCGCUGGGAAGGAUCAGCAGCUGCUGGUGACUGGGGGGCGGGAUGGGAAGGUUAAGGUGUGGGAUGCGAGAAAAGGGAGGGGUGCAGCUGUUGUGGAGAUGGAGACGGUUAGGAACGCCCCCGUGCUGUCAGUGGCUUGCUGUUCCGGGACAAACACCGUUGUUGCGGGCACGGAGCUUGUUUCUUCGCAGGCUGUGGUUGCGUUCUGGGAUAUCAGAUCGCCGGGCACCCAUCGGCUCCAGUACAUCGAGAGCCACAAUGAUGACGUGACCGAUCUCCAAUACCAUCCCACCCGGGACAAUAUCCUGCUCUCCGGAAGCACGGACGGUCUCGUCAAUAUCUACGACACCACCAUCACGGACGAGGACGAUGCGCUGGUGCAGGUCAUCAACCACGGGUCCGUCCACCACGCGGGAUUCUUGAGCGAGCGCACCAUUUUCGCCCUCAGCCAUGACGAGGACUUCUCCGUCCACCCGGCCACGGAUCCCGACCAGCAGACGGCGGAGCCCAAGCCGAUCCAUUUUGGGGACCUCAGAGAACCCCUCGGCUGCGAGUACAUCGCCCAGGUGUGCGUCAGCAGCCAGGGGGCGUACAUUGCCGCCGGCAAUAAACUGUAUAUCUCCACCCCUCCCCGGCAACCCAUCGCAUUGGCGGCUAACCCUUCUUCUAUUUCCAGUGGAAACCGACUCGAUCUUGUUCCCCUUAUCCCCGACCCGUGGAGACUCGACCAGGCCAAUCUCUGGCGCCUCCCGGGUGCCCACGGUGAGGAGGUUGUUCGCUCUAUCUACCUCGAUGAGCAGGGCCGGACAGUAUUCACUGGCGGCGAGGAUGGAUUCGUGCGUGCGUGGAAACCAGAGGAUGGUGGAGACGGCCUGUCAGACUCGACUUCGGUCAAGGCGUCGCGGCCGAAGGAGAAGAAGCGGGAGAAGGAGCGGUUCAAGCCUUACUAG
This is a messenger RNA of Aspergillus clavatus NRRL 1, 1161 nucleotides long. RefSeq names its product WD repeat protein. Lineage: Eukaryota; Fungi; Ascomycota; Eurotiomycetes; Eurotiales; Aspergillaceae. The transcript has 5 exons. The coding region runs from base 1 to 1161 and encodes 386 amino acids. Gene Ontology annotation, molecular function: protein binding. The record is from RefSeq and is a predicted model, not a curated record.